Molecule: messenger RNA, 1806 nt
Organism: Nematostella vectensis (starlet sea anemone)
Lineage: Eukaryota; Metazoa; Cnidaria; Anthozoa; Actiniaria; Edwardsiidae
Product: organic cation transporter protein
Exons: 4
Coding region: 112-903 (263 amino acids)
Source: RefSeq, a predicted model, not a curated record
CCCAACUUCACUUCAACAGGUACAUAGAUUUUUUUCGAAAAGCACAGAAGGCUGUUUUACUGUAGACUGCUGUUUUAAGUAUAUUUAAAAACGGCGUUACAAGAUUCCCUAAUGCAUAGUAAUUAUCCAAUAAUGCCAUCUAAGUUAAGGAAAAAAUAUAUAAAGAAACAAGACAAAGAGUUCAUGCGGACGAACGUCGGUAAAGACAGGAAAUGUGCUAGUUACCAGCCUACAAUUCAAUUAUCAAGCAAAUACAAUGGUACUGGAAUAGAAAGGCUUGUCGAAGGUCUCGUCAGAUUAUCUUUCGUUCGCACUCCUCACGUCAAACUACUUGCACUUUUAAGAACGGAAGAGUUUGUUUACUUCAAAGCAGGCAUGGAUGACAUAAAAACGAAAACGUCAAAAACCAAAGCUCAUAACCGGAUGUUUGAUGACGUAUUUGAUCACGUGAACCAGUUCAGUCGUUACCAGGCCCUGGUGUACCACGGUGUGAGCGCAUUGUGUAUAUUCCCAAUGUCACUACCGUACUCGAAUGUCCUGUGGGCGAUGGGAAUCCCAGAAUACCACUGCAAAGACGCUAACACGACGUGCCUUCCCAAUGAGUGCUGUGACAACUGUACGUCGUACGCUUACGAUGGGCCCUUCUUCAGCACUGCGUCCGAGUGGAACUUGAUCUGCGAGAAAGCUCCCAUUUCCGCUGCCGUUCAGAUGACAAUGUUCGUAGGAAUGCUUUUCACAUCUAUCGUCGUUGGACCUCUUUCGGAUCGAUUUGGUCGUAAGAUCUGCAUCUUCGCCUCUAUGGCAGUUCUGGUAACCUUUUUUUUUAACUCAGAUCCUUCAUUCUCUUCUCCCGUCUUUUUUCAAGAUAACCCAGUGAAACAUGCUUCGAUCAUAUUAAGAUAGUUUAUUUCAAAUGUGUCAACUUUAUUGUGAUAGAUAGAUAGAUAGAUAGAUAGAUAGAUAGAUAGAUAGAUAGAUAGAUAGAUAGAUAGAUAGAUAGAUAGAUAGAUAGAUAGAUAGAUAGGUAGGUAGAUAGAUAGAUUUUAUUCAUGGCACCUUAUAAAGCAUUUACAUCGGCGUAAAUCCACAAAUAAUAUGUUUUUCUUACUUUGCCUUUUGCAUUUUUUUCUUGUUUCGAAUGAUUAGGUGACGUCACCGUACGUCGUCAUCAAGCUUCACAUUUCUUGCCUUCAUAUAUUCAAAAAUAUGUUUCGCUAAGCGCCGAUUCGCGUUUUCAUUCCGGCUCAAUCCCAUAAUUCUGACGAAGUUAUUUUCUUUGCUGGCAUGGUGUCUAACAUUGAUACCUGCAUGCGUUUUAAGGAAAUCCAGUAAAUUAUCCCGAUCAUCUUUAUAGGCCGGACAUUCUAACAGAAAAUGCUCUUCAUCCUCCACUUUACCUGUCUGGCAUACUAAGCAUUUUCUUUCGUUAGGUUUUUUAUAUGGCUUUUCAUACCUUCCAGUUUCAAUUGCUAGCUAAUGAUUGCUUAGCCUGAAUUUAGUAAGGGCUAUCCUAUGGUCAAUAUUUUUUACGUCCGUUAGAUAAUCUUCUAAAUUGUGGGACAGUUUAAACUUUCUGAGCGUACGCAAUUUGUUCUUUUGGGCUUGGUCUUUUCUGCUGUCAUUUUGAAUAGAGCUAAGCCAUGUCUGUUGUUCAAUGUCAUAAAGCCUUUGUUGAAGAAAACUGUAAGUUGCUUCGGGAGUGUUUGUGUCAGUCAGCCAAAUAUCGCUCCUACCCGCAAGGUCUAGUAUUUGUUUAAUUUUUCUAUGCCAAAAGUUCUUGUUUUCAUAAUUAGAUAUGGUAGCGAA